AUGGAACUUGAGAAAAACAUCGGGAAAGUUAAAGAGCUGCUGAUGGGAAUCAAAGAGAAGAUGAAGGUGUUGGAAUCAAUGGCAAAUGAACAGCAGAAGAAGACUCUAGCUAAUGUUGACAAUUACCUCGACGAAGUCUCACAAUUUGCCGAGCAAGUGACGAAGGAUGGAGCGGCAAAGUUUGAGGAAAACAGUUCCAAAUGGCAGGAGAUGUUGAACAACAUCUUCCAGAAGGGUGGUCUGGAUAACGUGCUGAAAUUGCUCAAUAUGAAGUCGUCACGUCCUCAGUGCAUUACGGUAGCUGCCAUGAUGGCGCCCAUUGUCCUUGCACUCAUUCGCUAA
Angiostrongylus costaricensis is the source of this 342-nucleotide messenger RNA. The record is from the annotation of a GenBank genome assembly. Lineage: Eukaryota; Metazoa; Nematoda; Chromadorea; Rhabditida; Metastrongylidae.